Molecule: messenger RNA, 546 nt
Organism: Saprolegnia diclina VS20
Lineage: Eukaryota; Oomycota; Saprolegniomycetes; Saprolegniales; Saprolegniaceae
Exons: 1
Coding region: 1-546 (181 amino acids)
Source: RefSeq, a predicted model, not a curated record
AUGCUGCUCCUCGCUCUGGAGCGCGCGCCUCUCGAGCGCAUGAUAAUCAACGCAGCUCGACAAGACAAUGGCCGUUGGCUUGGCCACGUCAUGCGGCUGCUGGCCAAGGACCGCGUUCGUGACGUUGUGCUCGUCGGAGAUUCGCGGACGUCGUUGCCACCAACUGCGGACGCGGAUCUGCAAGCGUGGCUGUCGUCCGGCCGAUCGCUGUGCUUGCGGGGCUUGCACAUCUCGGCGGCGCUCGCCGGAGCGCUGGCGCAGGCGUCCUCGCUCCAGUCACUCACCUUGGAUCGCGUGCUCGGACUCUCGGGACCGGUCGUCCUGCCGGCAUCGCUGACGACGUUCACGUGGGUCUUUGACGCCCGCCCAUUGGCGUCUACAGCUGUGGCGGCGUCGCUUGUCUCGGCGCCUCACUUGACGCACUUGACGCUUGACGGCGGCCUCUGUCCCGAUGCUGUAGCAACAGCCCUCAUGGCGCUGCCCGCGCUGUCGUCGCUGCGCCUGCAUGGCCUCGCGCUCUGCCACGCAGGCCGUUGUUGGUGGUGA